Messenger RNA from Fundulus heteroclitus (mummichog), 1567 nucleotides. It is a transcript of the gene g6pc1a.2, whose product is annotated as glucose-6-phosphatase a, catalytic subunit, tandem duplicate 2. The record is from RefSeq and is a predicted model, not a curated record. Lineage: Eukaryota; Metazoa; Chordata; Actinopteri; Cyprinodontiformes; Fundulidae. The transcript is spliced from 5 exons. Bases 81 to 1145 code for a protein of 354 amino acids. Gene Ontology annotation, cellular component: membrane. Gene Ontology annotation, molecular function: glucose-6-phosphatase activity. Gene Ontology annotation, biological process: glucose 6-phosphate metabolic process; gluconeogenesis.
AGCCACAGUCCUCUUUUUUUUUUUGACCAUCUCACUCACAGCUCAGCAGGCUGAGACCUUGCUGCUUCCCGCAGACUAAGAUGCUCACAGAUAUCAUGGAUGCCAUGCAGGGUUUUGGGGUGAGCAGCACCCGGUACCUGCAGACCAACUAUAAGGAUGCACAGGGCCUGUUUCUCUGGGUCUCCUGGGCGGCGGACCUCAGGAACACCUUCUUCAUCUUCUUCCCACUCUGGUUCCACCUGCGGCCCUCGGUGGGAAUCAAGCUCAUCUGGGUGGCUGUAAUUGGAGACUGGCUGAACUUGGUGUUUAAAUGGAUUCUGUUUGGAGAGAGGCCGUACUGGUGGGUCCAUGAGACGGCUCAUUACACGGACGCUGCUCGCCCGCACAUUGAGCAGUAUCCAAUGACCUGUGAGACUGGACCAGGCAGCCCCUCCGGCCACGCUAUGGGAGCUGCAGGAGUCUACUACACCCUCGUGACUUCCAUCCUCACUAUCCUGACCAGCAAGAAAUCAUCAAACACAAACUGGUAUUUCAAGGCUCUUCUGUGGGCGGUGUUUUGGGGAGUCCAGGUGUGUGUAUGUCUAUCCAGGGUGUUCAUUGCUGCCCACUUCCCCCAUCAGGUCGUUGCUGGAGUCAUCACAGGUAUGAUUGUGGCCGAGGCCUUCAACAGAACUCGGUGGAUCUACAACGCUAGCAUGAAGAAGUACUUCUACACAACGCUCUUCCUGACAACCUUUGCCGUCGGCUUCUACGUGCUACUCAAAGCUGUGGGCGUGGACCUUCUGUGGACCCUGGAGAAAGCCCAGAAGUGGUGCAUCAGACCUGAGUGGGUCCACCUGGACUCCACGCCGUUCGCCAGCCUCCUGCGCAACAUGGGUACCCUGUUUGGCCUGGGCCUAGGCCUGCACUCUCCCCUGUACACCGAGACCAAAAAGAGCAGCAGCGCUUCGGCCAGAGCAGGGUGCAUCGUCAGCUCUCUGUUCCUGCUGCACCUGUUUGACUCCUUCAAGCCUCCCACGCACAUCGCGGCCCUCUAUUACCUGCUCUCCUUCUGCAAGAGUGCGACCGUACCCCUGGUCACCAUCAGCAUCAUCCCGUACUGCGUAAACAGAGCUCUGAGCCAGCAGUGGAAAAAGGGAGUGUGAGCGGCAACCUCAGGACUCGAAGACUAAAGCGAUGCAAGUGCAGGGAGACACUGAACAUUAAUCAUCACAAUAAAAAGCCUCUCUUUUGGUGCUUUUUGAAUUUAUAGGACUGUUUGACUCAGGAAAAAGCUCGAGAUGAACGAUGAGAAACUGCAUUUUGUGUCAUUCAGACACUGAACUCUGAACACUGUAACAAUAGGAGAAAACACCGUCCAGGAUGCUCAGCGGCACUUACUAAGAACUGUUGUAAAGAUAACAAAACAUUAUCGUUGCAGUUAUGUCAGGGUUCUGGAGAGAGAUGAAUGAGUCUAGUUUUGAGUGUUUGCUCUUCAGCUUUGAUAUGCUAUUUCAGUUAUGAAACUAUUUGUAUUUUUCAAUGUGUUUUUUUGAAAUGUUAAGAAUAUUUUUUAAAUAAAAUCUGG